Messenger RNA from Cercospora beticola, 4156 nucleotides. RefSeq lists its product as uncharacterized. The record is from RefSeq and is a predicted model, not a curated record. NCBI's taxonomy places the organism in Eukaryota, Fungi, Ascomycota, Dothideomycetes, Mycosphaerellales, Mycosphaerellaceae.
AGCGAGGUGCACCUGGCAGUAACUAGCCUUCGCCCCAAACUCUAUCCUCACUUGAGCGUCCUGGAGUGCAAAGGCGCCCGCGAGCAACUCCUCCUGCGGUGCUACACUCUGCCCUUGCACCUCACGAGAAGCGUGCGUCGUCAGCCUGGCGACACUCCUCACACACUCGCCUGUCGGACAGGUGUAAUGUCUCAAACGUCAAUGCCCACACUAAGCGACCUCCGAAUAGACCUAGGAUAAUCUGCCCACCGACGAGUGGUGCACGCAGCGCUUGCGGAACCACUUCCCGUUCACGCGCGCGAAAUGUCACUGAAUGGCCUUGACACGCCCGAAGUCACGGAGGCAUAUCAGACGGCCAUCGCCGAGGCUGGAGGCUGGUUCCUGCUAAAGUACACCUCGCGAGACUCGGUGGAUCUGCUGGGCAAAGGAAAGCAUGGAGUCUCCGAGGCCCGCAAUGCCCUGGCGGCGUACACAGAGGCAUCGCCGUUGUACGGCCUGCUCAUGUAUCGCCGCCGAAGGAUCCUGAUCAAGUACAUACCGGAGGGAACGUCGCGAUUGUUGCAAGCGCGCACAUCGGUUCACCUCCAGGACGUUCUCGAACGCUACUCCCCCUACGAAACCCUGCUCGAGCUGACCAGCGGAGAUGGGCUCAACGACACUGCACUCGCCGCGUCUUUUCAGUUGCACACGGCUUCUCCGUCCCCCUCAAUGGGCCGCCUUGAUGAGCUGCGCGAGGAGGAUGAAGACGAGGGGACUACCGAGGAGACAGGCGCAUCUGCAGCAAAUCUGCAAGCCUCGCAGAGAUACCGUUCAGAUCGUGGGAUAGGCAAACGCGCACCGCGGUCAAUGACCUCACUCCAUGCACACACCACCGCCUCAAGACGCACGACUCCGCCGGCCUCUCCGGCAAAGUCGCCUGCGCUGACAUUACCUGUGCCUGCUGAAUCGACUUCACUUCCGCUGACCCCGUUGGAGUCGCCAGUGCCACCGCUGCAAGCAUCGGCACCAGGUGAUCAAGCUGCCGACGACCUCGUAAUUCCCGAGCAUAAGCCGCCACCCACAGAGUCGUCACUGUCAGAUGCUGCUACCGCAUUGCAGCACGUUCGAGAUACGCAGGACAAGCUGCCCGAGGAGCAGCUCCACGGCUUUGCUUCCCAACCGCCCGAUCAGAGACCUCCCGAGCCUUCGCCGGAGCGCAAUUCCUUCGCUGCUCGCGGAGGCGCGAUGCGCUCGCAGUCCAUGGAUGAAGAGCCAUUCGAUUUCAGUCAGUACGACGCGUUGUUCAAGCCGAAGGUCAAGCUCGCACCGCGUCCGAUCAACGCGCCGGAGAAGGCUUUGCGCCCAACUGCGCCACGCGUGUCGGCCGUUCCUGCCACCAUCAAGACGAUGCCCAAGAAGCAGGAAGCACUCCGGCCAAAGUCCUCGGGCGGCCAAGCCGCCAUGUCACGAUCUGCAACUGCACCGUCUGCACUCGAGUCUGCCGCGCCUGCUAUGCCGCCCAUCCCUGACAUUCCCACUUUUGCAUCGCGACCAAUGUCGCGUGGAAGCGUCAGAUCCGCGCCCUUGCACAAAUCCGGCCCUAUGUCCGCAGACAAAAUACGCCUCAUGAAAGCCGUUGAGUUGCGGAAGAAGCAGCUGCGCAAGUCGCAGGGCUCGAUGUUCAGUUCGAUCACCGAGGACGCGCCAGAAGUCCCCAGUGUUCCGAUGGCGAGCGAAUCUCAACAGGGUCCAUCUGACGAAGGGACACAGAGCAAGCAAGAAGAGGCGCAGAGCAAGAUUCUGGCGGAGAGCGAACCCGAGCAGCACAGCACAGAUGACGAGAGCCAAAAUCAGUCUACUAAAGCCGACUCAGGCAUUGAACUUCGAUACGGCACACCCGACACACAACGAACCGAGGAGACGAUAGACGAAGCACCAGAAAAUGCAGUCCUUGACGAUAUCUCGGAGGAGAAGGCUGCCAAAGUAGUAUCGCACGCAUCGUUGCAAGCUGCACAGAUUGAUGCAACAGUAGACGAGUCGGACACAAACCACGACGAUGCUGCCUCGACAACACCCAGUCAGACGCCUACGGAACGACCUCUCAUGUCAGAGCAAGAUAGCGAGACAACAGCAAAGGGGUCGCAGCAUCUGAAAGUCGACGAAGGAGGGGCUUCAGCACCGACCAUCUCGCUCCCUGGAGAGCAGGAUAAUGCCUCUAUUGUAAAUGCAGCUGGGUCGCUUUCGCCGCACAAACGCUCGGAUAGUGACUUGGUCAAACGCAGGCGCGGAUACGUGCAGCCAUUGGCUCUGGACACGCUACAUAACGAAGUCGAUGAAGAGGAAUUAGAUUCGGACGACGACGCGUUGUACGAAGAGUUGCAUAGCGCCACUGUGCAGGAAGCUAGACCAAUCACGGUAGCGAGGUCGCCGAUAGCAUUGGCAUUCCAGGGCAGAUCCGCCAGCAUCGAAGCUUCCAAUGCCCCUCGACCUAUGCCAAUUGCGAGAGCUUUCACGAACCCCGAGAAACCAGCAGAUGACGAGCGACCUCCGUCUGUCAAGAGCCGCCCCUCGUCCAUCAAAAGCCGUUCCGUCAGCCCUAUGCCGCCCGCAGAAAGGCAAGAACUGCUCUCUGCUGGACGCGCGCGAAAUGUGUCGUCCGGUAUAUCCAGACGCAUCCAAGCAUUGGCCGAGCUGUCAGCUAGAGAAUCAAGUGAGAACUCACUUGGAGGAUCUGCCACACAGAACAGGAGAGUUCCUCCCGCGACUCGUCCUAUGUCUCGCAAGCGGCAGAGCAGGAGUGCGGUGAACACACCGACCUCAGCCAUGUCUAACGAAGAACAAUGGCUGACCGGAAGUGUUCAACAUGAUCCUGUCACGAAACGCGAUUCCGUUUCUGUCACUACUCGCAUAGCUCGUCCGGGCUCCUCAGCCCCUGGCUCCGCACACGGUCCGACGCCUCCGUUCUCCGCAGCUCCCUCCGCCACUCCUUCGCCGCCUGCGGUCGAGUCUGAACCUCCGCUCUCGUCUAACAAUUCACUGUACUCUAAUGACACUCGUUCAGUCAAGUCAUCUCGCUCCCGGACCAGCCGGUUUUGGAAAGAGAGACAGAAAUCAGCACCUGCUUUGGAUGACUUUCCCCCACCGCCACCUAAUGUUCGCGUAAACUCAGCCAUGUCUCUCAAUUCAAACGACGAGAACGUCGCUCCAGAGAAGGCUAGCAAGGCGACCCGAUUCUUCAAGCGCAUGAGUAAUUUGACUGGAUCGAAGAAGAAGAAUUCUCCAGUCGAGCCGAGGAGCCCCACGAAGAGUGACAGUAUGCUCAGCGCUCCAGAGGCUGCGAGACCUGUGAGCUUAGCUGUUUCGAAGCCUGACACGCCGCCAGCCGUGGUGGUUGGUGAUCUUAACGUACAAUUCCCAGAUUCCUUGCUCUGGAAGCGUCGGAUAGUAACGAUUGACGACUACGGAGUCUUGCAAUUCGCCAUUGCACAGGCGAUGGACAUCCAUCGAGGCGUCGCCAUGAAGAGGUACGCACUUGCAGAGUUCAAGGCGCCUUUCAUGCCCGUGCUGGACCAACAGGAGUUGCCCUACUCGGUGAUUCUGGAAUUCGAAGACGGAACUGCUUUGCAGGUCGCUUGCGAGGACGGGAUGACACAGCGCCAGGUCCUAUCGCUGUUGACAACGUACUGGAGAGCAUAUACCGAGGAUACAGUGGAGCAGCAGUAAAAAUUACUGGUCGAGCAUGGGGACGAACGAUGUCAACACUGCAUUGGGACAACCUCCGGCUUGCGGUCGACAGCCACCACGAUCAAAACCCUGCCAUUCUUUCUCUCUGACACUCGGACACUGCAUUGACUUUACGAGAAAAUUUCAUUUACCCAUUUUCGUUUUAUACCCAAGAUCGAGAACGACCAUAAGAUUCGGUCGGAUGUUACCCUAGUAUUGCCUAGUGUCUUUUUGCGUUGAGCGUUGGGUGGUUGGUGUAGGAAGGGAAAGCGAGAGGAAAAAAGAAGAGAGACAGCCCAGAUCCACGGCAUGAUCAUCAUUGUACAGUUGCUUUUAUUGGAUUCCGAGAUCUUGCGGGUCACAGGAAAGGGGCAGGACAGCAGAAGGCGGAGGAAUUAGUGAAUCCAGAGCACAAAUUCGAUACGAAGUUGCUAUGUAUAAGAUCAGUGUGCAG